Messenger RNA from Fonsecaea multimorphosa CBS 102226, 3258 nucleotides. RefSeq lists its product as uncharacterized. The record is from RefSeq and is a predicted model, not a curated record. Gene Ontology annotation, biological process: protein import into nucleus. Gene Ontology annotation, molecular function: nuclear import signal receptor activity; small GTPase binding. The transcript has 2 exons. The coding region runs from base 1 to 3258 and encodes 1085 amino acids. Gene Ontology annotation, cellular component: cytoplasm; nucleus. Lineage: Eukaryota; Fungi; Ascomycota; Eurotiomycetes; Chaetothyriales; Herpotrichiellaceae.
AUGGACGAACAGAAGUUCUUGGAGCAGCUCUCCAUCAUCCUCGAUCCAAAGAAAGGCAAUGUCAAGGCUGCCACGAGUGUACUCCAGAACGAAUAUUACAAACAGCCACAGUCCCUUCUCGCUCUAAUUCACCUCGCCAUCUCACACGAAAGCGCAGACCUCAAACAACUGGCUGCUACUCAGGCCAGGCCAUUGGUCUCGAAACACUGGACCAAGAUCCCCAACAAUCAGCGCCAACAAGCCCGAACCCAACUCUUUCAGGCAACUCUUGCUGAGCCUUCCUCUCUCGUCCGGCAUUCAUCUUCGCGCCUGAUAAGUACAAUUGCAAAAAUUGAUCUCGACGAUGGUGAAUGGCCCGAACUGCCUGGCCUGUUGCAACAAGCUGCCACCAGCUCAAAAGCCGCCGAGCGCGCGGUUGGUGUGUAUGUGCUGUAUAGCAUACUAGAAACUAUGGGAGAUGGCUUCAGUUCCAAAUUCAAAGAGUUAUUUACACUGUUCAGCAAUACAAUCAAAGACCCGGAGAGCCUGGAAGUCAGAGUCAACACCCUGCUGGCCAUUUCCAAGAUGGCACUGGUUAUCGAUGCUGAAGAAGACCAAGCCUCGAUCAAGGCAUUUCAAAACAUCUUUCCUUCCAUGGUUGCUGUCCUGAAAGACACAAUCGACUCGGGCAAGGAAGACCAGAUUAUGCUCGCCUUUGAGGUCUUCAACACCCUCCUGACUGCCGAGUACCAGCUCAUGUCGAAGCAUUUCCAGGAUCUAGUCGUCUUUAUGAACGAGAUUGCAACCAAUACAGGGAUGGCCGAUGACACGAGGACUCAAGCCAUCAGCUUUUUGAUGCAGUGUGUCAUCUAUAGACGCCUGCGAGUCCAAGGGGCCAAGAUGGGGGAGCCACUGACGAAGAGCAUGUUGCAAAUUGUCACCGAGAUUGACGAUGCUUCUGCUGACGACGACGAGAUUACGCCUGCUCGCUCGGCUCUAGGUCUGAUAGACACCAUGGCUCAAAGCCUCCCUGCCAACCAAGUCGUCGUCCCAUUGCUGAAUGCGCUCCCCGAGUAUUCCAAAAGCUCCAAUCCAAAACAACGCCAAGCCGGGAUCCUGGCUCUAGGUAUGGCAGUCGAAGGAGCUCCAGAUUUCCUCAGCACGCAACUGCCUUCGGUGUUGCCAAUCCUCUUUACACUGCUGGAAGACUCGGAGGUUAUCGUCAGACAAGCCGCUCUGCAGACAACGGCUAGGCUAGCUGACGACAUGCCGGAAGAUAUCAGCAAGGCGCAUGAGAAAUUGAUGCCGCUCCUCGUCAAGAACCUGACAGCAGCAAUGGGUGCUUACAAGGGUGAGGAGGAAGGACCUACUGUCGACAUCAUGAAGUCUGCAACAAGUGCCAUCGACGCAGUUGUGGACGGCAUGGAUGCCGAAGAUGCUGUUCCAUACCUGGAUAAGUUGGCUCCACUGCUUCAGCGGCUCUUUAAGCACCCGGAUUUCAAGAUCAAGGCAUUGGCAGCGGGCGCUUUGGGCUCGUUGGCCUCAACGGUCGAGGCACCUUUCUUGCCCUACCUUCGUGAUUCUAUGAAUGCUAUGCAAGAGUAUAUUACAAAGAAGGAAAGUGAAGAGGAACUUGAUCUGCGUGCUAGUUGCACUGAUGCCAUGGGUGAGAUGGCCGUUGCCGUUGGUCCAGCCGAGUUCAAGGACUACGUACGGCCGCUCAUGGAGACCAGCGAAGAGGCCUUACGUCUUGAGCACUCGAGACUCAAGGAGAGCACCUACAUUCUAUGGGGUUCUCUCGCCAAGGUCUACGAGACCGACUUCGCGCCUUUCCUGGAUGGAGUAGUACAGGGUCUUUUCGACUGCAUUGACCAAGAAGAAGCCGAUCUGGAAGUUGAGCUUGGCGACAGUGCAAGGGACUUGCUCGGCAAGGAGGUGACGAUUGCCGGAAAAAAGGUCAAGGUUGCCGCGGCGGAUGAUGACGAAGAAGAAGAUGGGGACAUCGAGGACAUCGAGAUCGAUGGAGACGACGACAGCGAUUGGGGUGAUCUGGCAACUGUCACUCCUAUAGCUCUGGAGAAAGAAAUCGCCAUUGAGGUUAUUGGUGACGUUGUCUCCAACACCAAGACGGCGUACCUGCCGUUCUUUGAGAAGACGAUUGAAAAGCUCCUGCCUCUAGUGGAACAUAACUAUGAGAACGUGCGCAAGGCCACCAUCAGCACUUUGCAUCGCGCGUAUGCCGCUCUUUACGAUAUCUCGGAAGAAUCGGGCGAGCUCCCGAAAUGGAAGCCUGGCCUGCCACUGCAGGUUGAACCGACGCCGGUACUGAAGAAGUUUGGCGAGGUCUUGAUGAAUGCGACAUUGAACGUCUGGCCCGAGGAAGAGGACACUGCUACCGUCACGGAAAUCUCGAGAGCUCUCUCCGAGAACCUCAAGAUGACGGGCCCAUCUCUCCUCAGCUACCCUGACGUCCUUACCAAGAUCGUCCAGACAGUGACUGAUCUGAUCACGAAGAAACAUGCUUGCCAGAUCGAUAUGGCAGAAGAGGCCCUGGAUGAUGAUGACCUGGAAUCCACAGAGUUGGAAUGGCUUGUCGUAGACAGUGCCAUGGACGUUAUCUCGGGACUUGCAGCUGCACUAGGCCCAAGCUUCGGGGAGCUGUGGAAGAUCUUCGAGAAACAAGUCCUGCGAUAUGCAAGCGGUGGAGAAGCCCUGGGCCGGGCGUCUGCAUGUGGGGUCCUCGCUGAGAUUAUCACGGGCAUGGAAGGUGCCGUCACGCCAUUUACCUCGCAGAUGCUGAACGUUCUCCUCAAACGGCUCGGGGACGAAGAUCCUCAAACGAAGUCCAACGCUGCCUACGCAGUGGGCCGCCUGGUCGAGAAAUCCGAAGACGACGGCAACAUUGUCAAAGCAUACCCUCAAAUUCUCUCGAAACUCGAAGGGAUCUUGCACAUCACCGAGGGCCGGUGCCAGGACAACGCAGCGGGAUGCGUCUCUAGGCUGAUUCUGAAGCACAAGGACAAAGUGCCCAUUCAGCAGGUCCUGCCGGCACUUGUUGACAGCGGUAUCCUGCCUUUGAAGGAGGAUUACCAGGAAAACGAGCCGGUCUGGACAAUGAUUGUCCGACUCUACCGCGACCAGGACCCGACGAUUCAGCAACUGACGCCAAAGCUGGCACCGAUGAUGAUGAGUGUGCUGGGGGAGCCCGAGGAGCAGUUGUCGGAUGAAGUGAGAGAGCAAGUCCAGGCACUGGUGGAGCAUUUGAAGAGCAUGCAUUAG